Fragaria vesca subsp. vesca is the source of this 1215-nucleotide messenger RNA. RefSeq names its product pre-mRNA-splicing factor SF2-like. The coding region runs from base 57 to 860 and encodes 267 amino acids. Gene Ontology annotation, molecular function: mRNA binding. Gene Ontology annotation, cellular component: ribonucleoprotein complex; nucleus; cytoplasm. The record is from RefSeq and is a predicted model, not a curated record. NCBI's taxonomy places the organism in Eukaryota, Viridiplantae, Streptophyta, Magnoliopsida, Rosales, Rosaceae. The transcript has 14 exons.
CCUCAACUGACCCGCAUCUACUGAUCUGCUCAAUCUCUGUCAAGUUUAAGGGGAAAAUGAGUAGCCGAUCGAGUCGUACUAUCUACGUGGGCAAUCUGCCUGGAGAUAUUCGUAUGAGAGAGAUUGAAGAUUUAUUCAUCAAGUAUGGACCGAUUGUUGACAUUGAUCUCAAGAUCCCCCCCAGACCACCAGGUUAUGCUUUUAUUGAGUUUGAAGAUCCUCGUGAUGCUGAUGAUGCGAUUUAUGGCCGGGAUGGUUACAACUUUGAUGGGUAUCGCUUACGGGUUGAAUUAGCACAUGGCAGAUGUGGAUAUUCAUCAUCAGACCGAUUCAGCAAUUAUAGUCGUAGUAGUAGUAGCCGUGGAGCUCCCCGCCGUUCUGAAUAUCGUGUGCUGGUCACUGGGUUGCCUGCUUCUGCUUCAUGGCAGGAUCUGAAAGAUCACAUGCGUCAAGCUGGAGAUGUCUGUUUUUCGCAAGUGUUCCGUGACCGUGGAGGCAUGACAGGAGUUGUAGACUACACAAAUUACGAUGACAUGAAAUAUGCAAUCAGGAAAUUGGAUGAUUCUGAAUUUAGAAAUGCUUUUUCUCGGUCCUACAUACGGGUCGAGGAAUAUGAUUCUAGUCGUGGGUACUCCAGGAGCCCCAGUUAUGGCUCGAGACAAAGCUACUCUAGAAGUCCCAGUCGUAGUCCAUAUGUGUCGAGAAGUCGUAGUCGCAGUCGGAGUCGUAGCUUUGGGGGCCAGGGCAGAAGCCUUUCACCAUAUGUGGAAUAUACGCACCGCUCUCCGAGGUCUGCGUCACGUUCCCCUGCAAGAUCUCGUUCAAGAUCUAGAUCUCCAGUUCGUUCCCCUUAUUAUUGAUCUCUGCGAAGAUCGCCUUCAAGACAGAAGCGUAUCCCGUUAGCGUGGUGACAUCUAUAGGAGCCACUGUUGACUUGGGGGAUUUCUGUUGGUAACGCCUUUUCAGUUGUUUUGGUGGACAAUCGGACACCAGAUAAAAGCGUGGAAUGGAACUUAGGAACUUGAUGUAGCACCUUAUAGAUAUGGAUAGGGAUGCUCAGUAUUGCAUCAGGAAUCUAUUAUCACCGUAUUGAACUAUUAUCUCCUGUUUAACUGAAGUAUAUUGAGGAAGGUAAUUGUCUUCUCUGUAGUGAAACUAUUAUUUUCUGUUUAACUGAAGUACAUUAAGGUAAUUGUGUUCAUGUGUGUUGGUUAU